Portunus trituberculatus (swimming crab) is the source of this 1141-nucleotide messenger RNA. RefSeq names its product fucolectin-like. The record is from RefSeq and is a predicted model, not a curated record. The transcript has 5 exons. NCBI's taxonomy places the organism in Eukaryota, Metazoa, Arthropoda, Malacostraca, Decapoda, Portunidae. The coding region runs from base 395 to 1141 and encodes 248 amino acids.
CACACACACACACACAUCACCUUCAUCCUGCCCAAACUUAUGUAUGCCUCACCAGUGUGGUCUUCCUCCCUCACCUGCACUCAACAGCAACAACUGGAAAAUGUCCAAAAAAGGGCCUGCAGAAUCAUACUUGGCCCCGCCUACACUGCCUUUGAUCACGCACUAUCUAUCCUCGAUCUCCCCACACUGGCAACCUGACACCAAGCGGGCCUCGUCAAGAUGGGUAGAGGCCUGCUGCGCCACUCACGGUUACGACAUCUCCUCCCCCCUGACGCGCCCCAGCCAAUCCACACGACACACAAACGUGGUCAUACCACUCAAGGCCCCCAAGAACUGACCGUUAUCGUCAUAGUGCUAUCCCCUCCAUGGUGCGAGCCAUAAAUAGGUGACUGAAAUGACGAAGAUGACUGUCAUCUGGAUAUUGGUUUGUGCAAGCGUCUUCGCUAUAACAAGGACACAGUUAACUUACACUAUGAGAGAGCAACCGAGCGCCUGUGUUCCCAUGAUGGGUCUGACCUAUAAUUUUCGCACUACAUCCUCUGUGCUGUGUGGUAUGCUGUGUGGUGAGAAGAGGGCAGUGAAGUACACCUUUAACAAUAUAACCAACAAAUGUAUUCUGUACGGAGAAGGUUAUGCCGCUGCCUCCUCCACAAACACCUUACAUUUGUUCCCGUCACCAAACUCCCUGGAGGAUGUGGCCACGGGGAAGGCAGCCUCCGCAAGCAGCUUAUUACAGUCGUUAUACUUGUACAACCCGUCCAUGGCCGUAGACAACCUCGAGACGGAUGAUAGCACCAUUUUCCACUCAGACAUGAAUGAUUUACUUCCCUGGUGGCUCCUGGACCUUGGCGAGUCCCGAAUGAUUCAUGAAGUCCAAAUCCUUCCUCGCCGUGAUUGCUGCGAGUACAGGUUCCACGAUGUUGAGAUUCGCAUAGGAGACGUGCAGCCAACUAAUGGUGACUUUUCAUCCUUCACUCUGUUCUCCACGUACAAGGGUCCUUACUCCUCCACUCUUGGCAGACUUUCAUGCGCCAGGAGUGAUGGGCUCAGCGGCAGGUUCGUCGUCAUCAUGAAGGUGGAAGUGAUAUCAGGUAGUGAGUAUCUCCAGAUGGCUGACGUCAACGUCUUUGUUCAGAAGUAG